Molecule: messenger RNA, 573 nt
Organism: Fulmarus glacialis (Northern fulmar)
Lineage: Eukaryota; Metazoa; Chordata; Aves; Procellariiformes; Procellariidae
Gene: TMEM37
Product: transmembrane protein 37
Exons: 1
Cellular component (GO): membrane
Molecular function (GO): calcium channel activity; voltage-gated monoatomic ion channel activity
Source: RefSeq, a predicted model, not a curated record
GCGCAGAGGCUGCUGGCGCACCGGAGACUGCAGAAAUCCUUCUUUGAGACGCUCAUCAGGAGCCUGAUCAUCUUGUGCGUGGCGAUAGCAGUGGUCUUGUCAUCCAUCUCUGUCUGCGAUGGCCGCUGGCUCUUCGCGAGGGGGCAGCUCUUCGGACUGUGGCACUUCUGCACCGUUAGCAACAGCAGCGUCCUGAAGUGCGUCACUGACCUCAGCCUGGCCAAUGUGGAGGGGCUGAGUGUGGGGGUGAUUCCUAUAAGAAGCAUGGUGUCCUUUGCUGUUGUGGUCGCUAUAUUUGGCCUGGAGCUCCUGAUGGUGUCCCAAGUCUGCGAGGAUGCCAACGCAAGGCGGAAGUGGUCGAUGGGCUCGGUUCUCAUCCUUGGCUCGUUUUUGCUGUCGGCCACUGGGGUUCUGAGCUUCUCCAUCCUCGUGAAGGAUCACCUCACCUUCAUGGGCUUCACGCUGACGUACUGGUGCGAGUUCAUCGCUGCCUUUCUCUUCUUCCUUAAUGGGAUCAGUGGACUUCACAUCAACAGCCUCACACACCCCAGGAACAGCGUAGGCAAAAUCUAG